UAUGAGUGACUAACUAAAUUUUAAUUUAAAACUCUAUAGAGAAAGACUAACUGAUAAGUAUUCGAGAAAUAAUUCAAAUUCAAUUAUAGGAUAAGACAAUUUAUUAAGCAGUCAACGAAAAUCAUUCAAAAAAAAGUAAUUCUUAAUGGAAUUGUAGUGCUCCAACUCUCGAUUCCAUAUCAAGUAGAUUAUAGAAUCAUAGCAGUAAUAAACUAAAAACAGAUUCACGUGUUUGCUCUCCAAAAAAUUUAUCAUCACCUGUAACUCUUAAUGGAAUGCAAUAAAAGUAAAAAUAAAUUUUAUUUCAGAAUUAAAUCAAUAACAACAUCACCUUAGCAAUUUGUUAAUAAUAAUUUUGGACAUCCCAUAAGUAGUCCUAAAUCUGUUGUUACACACUUUUAAGGAUUUUAUUAAUCUCCAAGAGCAUAAACUGAUCGCAAUGAAAUUUAAUAAAUAAAAAGAUAUAACUCAAAUAAUGAUAUUACUGAGAUGAUACCCUUUCAUGAUUUAGUUAAUAUGAGAAAUAAACUAGAAAAUUAUGAUAUUAAUGCAGCUCAUAUAUCACCAACUUAUCUAAGUGAAAUAGUAAAAUUGGCACAUGUUAUCAAUACACAAUUAUAGAAAAAAUGA
This is a messenger RNA of Paramecium pentaurelia, 630 nucleotides long. Lineage: Eukaryota; Ciliophora; Oligohymenophorea; Peniculida; Parameciidae. The record is from the annotation of a GenBank genome assembly.